Molecule: messenger RNA, 363 nt
Organism: Lotus japonicus
Lineage: Eukaryota; Viridiplantae; Streptophyta; Magnoliopsida; Fabales; Fabaceae
Exons: 2
Coding region: 1-363 (120 amino acids)
Molecular function (GO): nucleic acid binding; RNA-DNA hybrid ribonuclease activity
Source: RefSeq, a predicted model, not a curated record
AUGGCAACCUCCCCCACAAGGGAGCAUAAAACUGAAUACGGAUGGGAGUUGGAAGCGAGGCAGCAAUCAGCUUGGGCACAUGGAUACAGAGAUAUAAUAGCAGAAAUGGAUUGUAAGGAGGUUCUGAGAGAGCUACACAACACAGCUAGCCAUGGUUUCUGUCCAAUGUUAGGAGAGAUAGCCUCAUUACUACGUCAACAAUGGAAGGUGAACUUACAAUGGGUUCCCAGGGAAUGUAAUAUGGCAGCUGAUUGUUUGGCUCAUAUGGGUGGGAUAGCUAGUUCAAUUGAUUUACACAUUCUUGAGAGACCCCCGGUGGAAGUUGAACAUUUCAUCUUGAGGGACUCGUUUUCUUACAUGUAG